AUGGCUGGAAGCGACGUCGAGAAGAACCCCGCCAACAAUUAUUACGAGGACCACCCGGGCGCCGUCCCUGGCGAGAGCUUCGAAUAUGGCGAUUCUUUGUACGCUAGGUUGCAGCGUUUCGCUGGAAAACUCGAUGUCGAGCAGCGAGGUGUCGAGCGCGUGCCGGAGAAUGAGCGGACGGAUACCUCGUUAUUGAACGUGGGAAGCAUGUGGCUCGCCGCCAACAUGGUCGUUACUUCGUUCGCAAUCGGUGUCCUCGCACAGUCGCUCUUCUACCUGGGCUUUGUCGAUGGUAUCCUGACCACCCUAUUCUUCAACAUUCUCGGUGUCUUGACAGUCUGUUUCUUCACCAUCUACGGCGCUGAGUUUGGUCUGCGUCAAAUGGUCGUCUCGCGGUAUUGGUUUGGUUGGUGGGGCGUCAAAAUCAUCGCUUGCUUCAACGUGCUUGCUUGCAUCGGCUGGUCAUGUGCGAACUCGAUUGUCGGGGCCCAAUUACUCCACGCAGUGAAUGAUGACGUUCCGGGCUACGCUGGUCUUAUUAUCAUUGCCGUGUGUACUAUGGUGAUCACCUUUUUCGGCUACAAAGUUGUUCACGCCUACGAAUUCUGGAGCUGGAUUCCAACCUUCAUUGUUUUUAUGAUUGUGCUUGGAGUUUUUGCUCAUUCUGGAGAUUUCAGAAAUAUCCCCAUGGAUGUUGGGAAGGCUGAAUUGGGUGACGUUCUCUCAUACGGUGCAACUGUUUUCGGAUAUGCGACUGGUUGGACUAGUUAUGCCGCUGAUUACACCGUCUACCAACCGGCGAGACAAAGCAGAGCCAAGCUCUUCUUCGCGACGGCUCUCGGUCUGCUGUUCCCUUUGCUGUUCGUGGAGAUGCUGGGUGUCGCCGUUAUGACUGCCACUUCCAUCAACGGUGGUGAUAACAAAUAUGCCGCAGGCUAUGCUGAUUCUGGAACUGGAGGUCUUAUGGCAGCCGUGCUUGUUGGUCCCUUGGGCGGCUUUGGCAAGUUCUGUCUUGUCAUCCUGUCCCUGUCUAUUAUCGCCAACAACUGCCCGAAUAUCUACUCUGUCGGUCUUACUCUCAUGGUCUUGGCCCGAUGGACCCGCAAAGUACCGCGUUUCAUCUGGACCAUCAUCUGUACUGGUGUUACCAUUGCCAUAGCUAUCCCCGGUUACUCACACUACGAAGCCGUGCUGGAGAACUUCAUGGAUAUCAUUGGCUACUGGCUCGCCAUUUACGAAGGCAUUGCUAUAACCGACCACUUCGUCUUCAAGCGUGGAUUCUCUGGAUACGACUUGGAUAUUUACGACCAACCCGACAAACUACCACCCGGAAUCGCUGCCACGUUUUCUUUCUGUUGCGGAGUUGCCGGUAUGGUUACUGGCAUGAGUCAGACCUGGUGGGUGGGCCCCAUUGCACUUUAUGCCGGUGAGGCUCCGUAUGGUGGAGAUGUUGGGUUUGAGUUGAGUUUCGCGUUUGCCGCUUUUGCCUAUCUGGUUACUCGUCCUCUUGAAAUCAGGUAUUUUGGGCGGUAA
Molecule: messenger RNA, 1533 nt
Organism: Talaromyces atroroseus
Lineage: Eukaryota; Fungi; Ascomycota; Eurotiomycetes; Eurotiales; Trichocomaceae
Product: Purine-cytosine permease fcyB
Exons: 3
Coding region: 1-1533 (510 amino acids)
Biological process (GO): transmembrane transport
Cellular component (GO): plasma membrane; fungal-type vacuole membrane
Molecular function (GO): transmembrane transporter activity
Source: RefSeq, a predicted model, not a curated record